AUGAUGAAAUUUAGUAUAAUUAGUAUUUUGUUUGUCUUUAUCAAUGGUGAAUUUGAAAUGAAAAAUUUAUGUACAGAUCGUAAUGCAACUAGUAAAUCUGUUAUUGAUUAUUGUAAAUCUCAAAAUGGUUCAUUAGAAUUUCGAUGUUGUUUUCUAUCGAAUUCAACAAAUAUUUUAGCUAUUGAUUUAACAGAAAUGCAUUUAAACAAAGUACCUGAUUUAAUUGAAUUUACAAAUUUAAUAAAUGUAACUAUGAUGGAUCUUCGUUUAAAUCCUCAACUUAAAUCUUCAGACAAAGAUGAUUUUCUUGGUAUGAAAUAUCUUGAUUAUCUUUUCUUACCUGAACAAUAUUCAUGUCCUGGUGAAAAACGUAUUUGGCAAGUUAUUAAUAAAACAACUGAUCCUAUAGGUAUUGUUUGUAUGCAUCAAAAAGAUUUUUGUACAAACUCAACUGAUACUUGUAUUGAACCAAAUUCAUAUUGUGUUUCAAAUGGACCAAAUCAUUUUUUAUGUUUAUGUAAAAAUGGUUAUUAUGGUUAUAAAUGUUUACGAUAUGGACAAUUUCGGAUAGGAAUAUUUUUUGGUAUAUCUAUAACUGUUACUGUAAUUUUAAGUAUUCUUUUCUAUGUAACACAACGACGACAUGUAAAAAAAGAUUAA
Molecule: messenger RNA, 660 nt
Organism: Rotaria sordida
Lineage: Eukaryota; Metazoa; Rotifera; Eurotatoria; Philodinida; Philodinidae
Source: the annotation of a GenBank genome assembly